Molecule: messenger RNA, 1146 nt
Organism: Talpa occidentalis (Iberian mole)
Lineage: Eukaryota; Metazoa; Chordata; Mammalia; Eulipotyphla; Talpidae
Gene: ANKRD63
Product: ankyrin repeat domain 63
Molecular function (GO): protein binding
Source: RefSeq, a predicted model, not a curated record
AUGCUCAAACCCAAGGACCUGUGCCCCCGGGCGGGGACUCGCACCUUUCUGGAGGCCAUGCAGGCGGGCAAAGUGCACCUGGCGCGCUUCGUGCUGGACGCGUUGGACCGCAGCAUCAUCGACUGCCGGGCGGAGCAGGGGCGCACGCCGCUCAUGGUGGCCGUGGGGUUGCCGGACCCCGCGCUGCGCUCGCGCUUCGUGAGGCUGCUGCUGGAGCAGGGCGCGGCCGUGAACCUACGGGACGAGCGCGGCCGCACGGCGCUCAGCCUGGCCUGCGAGCGCGGCCACCUGGACGCCGUGCAGCUGCUGGUGCAGUUCAGCGGCGACCCCGAGGCGGCCGACUCGGCGGGCAACAGCCCGGUGAUGUGGGCUGCGGCGUGCGGCCAUGGCGCGGUGCUCGAGUUCCUGGUGCGCUCCUUCCGCCGCCUCGGCCUGCGCCUCGACCGCACCAACCGGGCGGGCCUCACCGCGCUGCAGCUGGCGGCCGCCCGAGGCCACGGGACCUGCGUGCAGGCCCUCACCGGGCCCUGGGGCCGGGCAGCCGCGGCCGCCGCGGCCCGGGGCUCCAACUCCGACAGCCCCCCGGACCGCCCGGCCCCCGCGCCCAGCCCCGAGCGCCGACGACCCAGCCCCCGCCGCCUGCCGCGGCCUCUCCUGGCUCGCUUCGCGCGAACGGCCGGCGGCCACGGCCACGGCGGCGAGGCCGGCGCUGGGGGCAAGAGCUCCGGCCGGCACCGAGCGCAGGGCGGCGAGCGACCCGAGCUAGGCCGCAGCAUGAGCCUGGCACUGGGCGCCGUCACCGAGGAGGAGGCGGCUCGACUGCGGGCGGGCGCCCUGAUGGUCCGGCCACUCCCCCAGGCUGCGGGGACCGGGCGGUGGCGCUCGCAGGAGGUGCUGGAGGGAGCGCCCCCGGCCUUAGCGCCAGCCCCGAUCGGCCUUAGCCCUCACCCGGAGGGGGGCCCGGGCUCCGGCCGCUUGGGUUUGCGCCGACGCUCCACGGCUCCAGACAUCCCCAGCCUCGUCGGGGAGGCCACCGGGUCGGAGAGCGGCCCGGAGCUGGAGGCCAACGCGCUGCCACACUCGGCGCCGGGGCCUCAGCCCUGUGACGCCGGCGCGGAGGCCGUGGUGCUGCGCGCUCAGCGGUAA